Messenger RNA from Sclerotinia trifoliorum, 968 nucleotides. NCBI's taxonomy places the organism in Eukaryota, Fungi, Ascomycota, Leotiomycetes, Helotiales, Sclerotiniaceae. The record is from the annotation of a GenBank genome assembly.
AUGGCAGAGCGGACGGGAUGCCCAAUUCUCUUCAGUCUGUGGUCGUAUGUGCUGAUUUAUAGGGGAGUAAGAAUUAUAUAUGAUGAUAAUUAAGGGGUGAGGGGAUAUUCGUCGUGAAUAUUAUAAUUAUCAGUUUAUACUCUUUGACUAAAAGUAUAUGAGAAUUUCAAUAAUGUUGUAUUUGCUGAUAAAAUACAGAUGUCUUUUCAACCCAUUGGUCUACUCACAAAUUAUGGUUUAUAUAGUGGUUGCCUUCAAGCCUUCAAAGUUGUAUUGCGAGAAUCUGCCACUGUUCCAUUUUGGGAGGACCUUUUGAAUUCAUAAUAUAAAACCGAAGAUAAUCUUUUUGUGAAUUCCCAGCAACCGGUCGAUGAGACGACGAAAGCUGUAGGUAGAUAUUGUGGUUAGGUCUUAUGAUACAGGAUUCCAACCGGUUAUGAUCUUAUUAAUAGACUGCAAACAGCAGAGCCGACCGUUCGUAAGAGGGAGGAAAUGGAAGACCAGUUGGAUUCGUAUGCUCUGCAUUACUUCUCGGGGACAGGCAAGGCACAAGGGCAAGCCACCGUCUAUGGUGCAGUUGCAUAUGGAACAUUGAUUCGAGGUUGGCAUCUCUCUUAUACGGAGAAUGAGGAUAGGAGUGUGGGAAAUGUAACUAAAGUGCCUUUAAUGGGGGGUUCUACAGAAAGCGGAUACCACCUCUUGAAGAGGUCCACGGAUCCCCAGCCAGGCCAACCAGAUCAAGGAGUUUCUUGACUUCGUGAAAAGAAUUGCUCCUCCAGUGUACCAUGCAUCACACAAUACUAUUUCAAGCACAUAUUCCGGACCAUAUUCAUCCCAACAGACGACACCUUGUUACGUCGGAUCGUCGGAUGAUCACUAUUUGUUUUAGUUAGGAAUUAUUUCUGGUACUCCAAGUCGACUGAAACACCCGUGCAUCCCCGCUCGACAAAUGCAUGGGUAUUCAAUUA